CUUGUCAUUCGUUCUAAGGACCAACCUAUCAUCCUGCGAAGCACCAGAUCGCAUCCCCUUUGGCUCAGCCAACAAGCAAAGAUUUGCAGGGAAGAUCGAAGUGUUGUGUGUAGCGCCAGAUUCAUCUUCCAUAGUUCUACAUCUUCAACGAUGGUGCUCGAGGCGACUAUGAUCUGUAUUGACAAUUCCGAAUGGAUGCGUAAUGGCGAUUACGCUCCUUCAAGAUUUCAAGCUCAAGCAGAUGCCAUCAAUCUUAUUUGUGGAGCUAAGACGCAGUCUAAUCCAGAGAACACGGUUGGGGUUCUCACAAUGGCGGGAAAAGGUGUUCGUGUGCUGGUUACGCCCACCACUGACCUGGGCAAGAUACUGGCAUGCAUGCACGGUUUGGAGAUAGGGGGUGAGAUAAACCUAGCAGCUGGCAUCCAGGUAGCUCAGUUGGCUCUUAAGCAUCGUCAGAACAAAAAGCAGCAACAAAGGAUUAUAGUUUUUGUUGGCAGUCCUGUCAAACACGAGAAAAAGUUACUGGAGAUGAUCGGAAGGAAGUUGAAGAAGAACAAUGUGGCCCUUGACAUUGUUGAUUUUGGCGAAGAAGAUGAUGGCAAACCUGAGAAACUGGAAAGUCUUCUGGCAGCUGUGAAUAGUAAUGACACCAGUCACAUUGUUCAUGUUCCUGCUGGUCCAAAUGUGCUCUCUGAUGUACUCAUCAGUACACCUAUCUUUACUGGAGAUGGCGAAGGUGGAAGUGGUUUUGCAGCAGCUGCAGCAGCUGCUGCUGCUGGUGGCGUAUCUGGUUUCGAUUUUGGGGUUGAUCCCAACUUAGAUCCUGAACUUGCCCUUGCUCUUAGAGUUUCAAUGGAAGAGGAGAGGGCCAGACAAGAGGCAGCUGCGAAAAAGGCUGCAGAGGAGAAUACAAAGCAAGAAAAAGGAGCUGAGCAGCCAUCUGGUUCACAGGAUGCAACUAUGACCGAGCGCCCUGGCCUUGCGACAUUUGUUGCUGAAAACAAGGCUGCUGAUUUAAUGGAUGAUGAGAAUGCACUGCUACAACAAGCCCUUGCUAUGUCAAUGGAUAAUCCUUCGGGUACCAGUGACAUACGAGAUAUUGACAUGUCAGAAGCAGCAUCAGACGAUCCUGAGUUGGCACUUGCUCUUCAAUUGUCUGUGCAGGAAGGCUCCAGUGAUUCGUCAAGCCAGACGGAUAUGAGUAAAUUGUUGGCCGAUCAGUCUUUUGUGUCUUCUAUUCUUGCUUCACUUCCAGGCGUAGAUCCAAAUGAUCCCUCUGUAAAAGAUUUGCUUGCUUCCAUGCAAAGCCAAGCAGAGGAUAAGAAAGAUGAAGAGAAAUCAUCAAAGGAAGAUGAGAAAUGAGUAUAUGGUAUCAUCAGCAGUGUGCCUUCCUUCAUUCUGGAUCUUCAUAUCUUGUUCGUUGUCAAACGAAGGCCGUACAAGUCGUUCAUUGUGAGAGUAGGAGAUAUCCAGCUGCUUCGGAACAAUACUUUUCUUUUCACUUUUUACUUUUCACUUCCUCAUUCUACACAUUUUGUUUUAUUCAAUGAAAGUCAUAUGUUUGUCCAAAUUAGGUUUAACUAUAAGUUAUAUCUUAAGCUAAAAGUUUGGGCUUUGUGUUUAUUUGAAGUUAGAUUGACAUUUUACUCCAUAUUUAGUCCAACGAAUUCGUUCAUUGUCAUGAUUAAGAAACAUCAAAAUCAAUUUCAUGUUUUAUUAAA
Cucumis melo (muskmelon) is the source of this 1721-nucleotide messenger RNA. RefSeq names its product 26S proteasome non-ATPase regulatory subunit 4 homolog. Lineage: Eukaryota; Viridiplantae; Streptophyta; Magnoliopsida; Cucurbitales; Cucurbitaceae. Gene Ontology annotation, biological process: proteasome-mediated ubiquitin-dependent protein catabolic process. Gene Ontology annotation, cellular component: cytosol; proteasome regulatory particle, base subcomplex; nucleus. Bases 151 to 1362 code for a protein of 403 amino acids. Gene Ontology annotation, molecular function: polyubiquitin modification-dependent protein binding. The transcript is spliced from 11 exons. The record is from RefSeq and is a predicted model, not a curated record.